Messenger RNA from Sinocyclocheilus grahami, 1807 nucleotides. RefSeq names its product rho GTPase-activating protein 20-like. The transcript has 12 exons. Gene Ontology annotation, molecular function: GTPase activator activity. The record is from RefSeq and is a predicted model, not a curated record. NCBI's taxonomy places the organism in Eukaryota, Metazoa, Chordata, Actinopteri, Cypriniformes, Cyprinidae. Bases 229 to 1605 code for a protein of 458 amino acids. Gene Ontology annotation, biological process: signal transduction.
GAGGAAAGACAAAUACAUUGUUCAAAGUGUGGACAAUCAAAGUGCGGAGCUUGUGAGGAGGACGGAAUUACUGAACACAGCCCUGGAUUUUGCAUUUCUACCACACUGAAACAGAAAAGAAGGAGAACAGCAAAGGGAGGAUAACCCAGAGGCAGAUGAUGAUAUGGAAGCAUUGAUCUGAUUAGUCCUCUAAAUCACCUCCACAGUCUUUUUACUUGGAUUUUAACCAUGGGACCACUACACAAGCCAGGAUGGCAGAAGAGAAGCCGAAUCAAAAGUUGUGUGGAAAACCAGCACUCCAACAAGUCUUUCUCUCAACGCAGACAGUCCGCACCUUCUAUUAUUCUCAGCAAAGCUCUUACAAAGUCGAAACCUGUCGCCAGGAAUUGCGCAUCUCAGGUUAGCCAGGACAUUUUCGCCCUGAUCCAGUCUCUGCUCAGCCCAACAAGGAAGCUCAUUUGCCAAGGCAAUGUGGUGCUGCAGACUGGCCUUCAGACCCAAGAGAGAUUCCUCAUCCUCUUCAGUGAUCUUCUCAUUAUCACCAAGGCUAAGUCAGUAAUGCAGGUGAAGCAGAAGAAGUGUGUGCGUGUUAGUGAGAUGUGGACGGCCAGCUGUGUGGAUGAGGUGUGUGAGGCCAGUACCGCUUCAGAGAGGAGCUUUGUCAUGGGUUGGCCAACUUACAACUGUGUGGCUACUUUUAGCAUUUCAGAAGAAAAAGACAGGUGGCUGUCUCUCAUUCAAAGUUGUAUACAAGAAGAAAAACAGAGUGAUAAUCCGAAGAUGAUUCCACUAAAGAUAUUUGCAAAGGAUGUUGGGAACUGUGCCUAUGCAAAGACUCUUUUUAUCAGCAACACAGACUGCACCUCUGAUGUCAUUGGCACAGCACUGCAACAGUUUGGUCUUUCGGGUGGAAUAAAAGAUUAUAAGUUGUGGGUAUGUUCAAAACAAGAUGAAACACCAUACCCUUUAAUUGGUCAUGAGUUUCCUUAUAGCAUCAAGAUGAGCCACAUUCGCCUGCUGCAGCAAGAUGCAGUGACAUUAUCCUACAGCCAGAUAGCGCUUUUGCCUAUUGACACUCACUGCCAGUUCUUCCUGAGGCCCAGUCAAAUGAGUAGCACCUUCACAGAACAGAAAAGCAGGAGGAGGAUGUCUCUUAUUAGCUGGGCUUUUAAACGAGGCUUCAGCAUUGACCAGGAUGUUCAGUCCGAAUCUCCUGAUCAAACCAUUACACCGGCUUCUGGUCAUCUGUUUGGUCGGCCACUCAGUGAUGUGAUAAAAGACAAUACCCUGCCAUCACCCAUUGUUGACAUGCUGAAGUGUUUGUGCAGAGAGGGGGCCGUGACACAUGGAAUAUUCCGGCGCUCUGCUGGAGUGAAGGCCUGCCGAGAAUUGAGGGAAAAACUGGAUUCUGGUCACUAUGAAGAGCCACUGAGUGGACAACCUGUACUUGUUACUGCUUCAGUGUUCAAGGAAUUCUUACGCAGUAUACCGGGCAGCCUAUUGUGUGAGGAGCUCUAUGAGCAAUGGCUCCAAGCAGUGGAGCAGAAUGGUGAAAGAAAUGGACAAAUGACGGAGAGAAACCUGCUACAGAAAGUUCAGAGGUAAAGUCCCAGUAACACUCUGAUUAGUUUAUCAGGUUUUGUAAUGCUAGUUGGUAAAGAAGGAUAAAACCUUGAUAAUGAUGGAUCAAGGCUAUGAUAUUACAGUACUGCACACCUUAAGCAGAUUUAGAUUUAGUCGCCAAUUUCCUUUAGCUUUAUGAGUUAUAUAUCCGUGAAAACAGAUAACUUUGAUGUGCUUUCUGCGA